Fraxinus pennsylvanica is the source of this 1167-nucleotide messenger RNA. The record is from the annotation of a GenBank genome assembly. NCBI's taxonomy places the organism in Eukaryota, Viridiplantae, Streptophyta, Magnoliopsida, Lamiales, Oleaceae.
AUGGGAUCUAUGGGCAACCCCACGACUUGGAUGCCAUAUAUAAACAGUAAGGAUUGCACUCAGGGUUUCUGUAGUUUGUACUGCCCCCAAUGGUGCUACCUGAUCUUCCCUCCCCCACCUCCCUCUGAUGAAUUUCUCAAUGACGACUCGGGACCGAAUUUUUCGCCUCUCGUUAUCGCCAUUAUUGGCAUAUUGGCAAGUGCCUUUCUCCUUGUUAGUUAUUAUGUAAUCAUCUCCAAGUAUUGUGGCAACAGAUUUUCAUCAAGAAGAAGAGAAAAUAGUGAAGACAACACAGAAUUCGAAGACAUUAAUCAAGAGCCUUCAAAUCAUGAGUUCUGGCAUGUCCCAAGAAAUGGCAUUGAUGAGGCUGUUAUCAAGUCUAUUACAAUGUUCAAGUACAAGAAAGAUGAUGGAUUCAUCGACGGAACAGAUUGUUCUGUUUGCCUCAGUGAGUUCGAAGAAAACGAGAGCCUUAGGCUUUUACCAAAAUGCAGCCAUGCUUUCCAUGUACAAUGUAUAGAUACAUGGCUUAAAUCUCACUCGAAUUGCCCUAUCUGUCGAGCAGAUAUCUCUUGUGUCAAUGCAUCGUCUCCUCAAUUAGCCCAUUGGAUUUCAGAAACUCCUCAUGAUCGUAAUGAAUCUCGACCCCGGAGCCCGGCCGAAGAUGGGAAUGCAGCUGUGGUAGAUGAUUUUCAGAUAGAUAUUAGAGAAGAAGAAACUUCACAAAGAAAAGUACAGAAUUAUUUUGGGGAUUCAGAACUUAGGGACACUGCAAUUCAAAUUAGAAGAUCAGUGUCCAUGGAUAAUAUUUGUGAACAUCAUUUGUCAAUAGCUGAUGUAUUCCGGAUUCGUCCAAGAAAGUUGCAGCUUGCAAUCUGUACCGAGGAUACAGUUUUAGGAUUAGCUCACCCUCAUGGGAUCGCGACCUUUUGUCCUGGCCAUGUUAGCGCGUGUGUAGCCCAAGGUACAAGGGACAAGAUGAUAUAUAAGAAAGAUUACGAAAUGGAAGAGUGCCACUUCUUGAGUGACAUUGGAACAUCCAAAAGGCCUGUAGAAGAAAUGAAUAGGUAUAGUUGUAGUGGUACAAGUCCUGUUGGCAUUAAGAGAUCACAUUCAUGUGGGAGGUUCUUCUUCUCCAAACGUGGAAGAGGAAUAAUUCCAUACUGA